CCAGCACCGUGAGGCGCCCGCGGGCCGGCGGCGAGGGCCGCACGCAGCCGGGAGCAGACGCGACGAAUCAGCAGCGGCGGAAAACCAAGCCGCGUUCCCGAGGCCGCGCCGGCCUCACGUGAGCCGUGACGCACUUCCGACACCGGCCGGGAGGAGGGCGGCGGCGGCCGCGUGGGGCCGCGCCGCGCGGGGGUGACGUCACGAGGCCACGCGGGUCCCCGGAUGCCCCACGCGUGUCGGGGGCGGCCGGCGCGCGCCGAGGCGCCGAGUGAGGCCGGCGGAGACGCCGCGGUGCCGGUGGGCGUCAUCCGCCUGCCGCGGGGGCCGGAGGGCUCCAGCCGCGGCUUCGACCCCGCCUCGCCGCGGUUCCGGGCGCCAGGGGCCGGCGGGGCGCCGGAGCAGCGGCAGCGAGCGGCGCUGCGCGAGCGCUACCUGCGCAGCCUCUUCGCCAUGGCGGGCCGGCGCGUGCGCUUCGCCCUGUACGAGCGGGUGAGCGUCGCCGCCGUCUUCGGCGCCUCCGACAUCGACGUGCUCAACUUCCAGGUGUCGGAGCUGCAGACGCCGCUGGGCGUGCAGAAGGAGGCCCUGCUCCGCUGCUCCGACAUCAUCGCCUACACCUUCCACCUCGAUUAAUAAUAAUAAUAAUAAUAAAAAAAAAAAACUGGCGCUGCCUCUCCUUU
Messenger RNA from Rhea pennata, 680 nucleotides. RefSeq names its product gem nuclear organelle associated protein 7 (gene GEMIN7). NCBI's taxonomy places the organism in Eukaryota, Metazoa, Chordata, Aves, Rheiformes, Rheidae. Gene Ontology annotation, biological process: spliceosomal snRNP assembly. The record is from RefSeq and is a predicted model, not a curated record. Bases 223 to 633 code for a protein of 136 amino acids. The transcript is spliced from 2 exons. Gene Ontology annotation, cellular component: SMN-Sm protein complex.